Culex pipiens pallens (northern house mosquito) is the source of this 692-nucleotide messenger RNA. RefSeq lists its product as uncharacterized. NCBI's taxonomy places the organism in Eukaryota, Metazoa, Arthropoda, Insecta, Diptera, Culicidae. Bases 1 to 678 code for a protein of 225 amino acids. The record is from RefSeq and is a predicted model, not a curated record. The transcript has 4 exons.
AUGGCAGAUGAGAAGCAGAAAAUUCUGCUUAUUCCGACCUUCCAUGGAGCAGUCAAGUCUGACUAUCCGUAUCGAGGUGUUAGGAGAAUCGAUCUGAUAUCGUCUUGCCCGCCACUCGGCCUGACCCUGUGGGAAAAUUUAUCCUUGCCACACCCUGCCCUUUUCGAAACGGUCAUCACUAAUACUUGCCGAUCUACGAUCUGCUACGUGGACCAAUCACAACUGGACAACGCAUCGAUCCCCUUUUCCGAUCCGAGACAAAAGGGCUCGAGGCACGAUCGAUACGAAGGUCAAGAUCAAUUGUACUUCAACCGUGCGCGAGUACAAACCGUCGAGCAAGGCCACCGUCAGCCAAGCCUAGUGCGUUUAGAAAAGUGCGUAGUUAGAAAAUCUCGAUCGACCCAAAGUUGUAAAGAUCCUCCGAUCGACCACCAAGUGAUCAGGUGUCCCAAUAGGCGCCCACGGGCGUUGCAUGAGCCUGUUUGUUGGCCAUUUAACCAUCUACCAGCACACUUGAUCGUGUACAAUUGUACAAAACACGAGGCAGUAGUAGACUGCGGAAGAGAAAACCUUCAGGGAGAAGGUUUUUCUCUUUGGUUUCUUCUCAGCAAACCACGCGGCGAUCUUCGCCGGCCCGAACUCCGGACAGCAUCUACCGGAGCGCGCGAUCAUCCGUAGCGUCGGACAGCACC